AUGCCCUUAGACGUAUUACAUGAGAUAUUUGGCCAUCUACCGCCCGCGGAUCUCGUCUCCCUCACUCGUGUCGCAAAAGGGUUUCGCCAUGUGCUCCUUACCCGACAAGCCCGUUGCCUCUGGCGAGGAUCGUUUGACUUCGUGCCGGAUGCUCCUGCAUGUCCCGACGAUAUCUCAGAGCCCGUCUGGGCCAACCUGCUCUUCGGUGGCGCGUAUUGCCAUAGUUGUCUCACGAAGAAUGUGCGGAGAAUAGACUUUGCGCUGAUGCGUAGAGUCUGUAACAAAUGCCUCGAAGAGUCGCUCGUGUCCGAGUAUACUAUCCUGGAGACGGUGCCGGAUUAUCCGCUUGGCUUAUUGGACUGCAUACCGUGGACCAACGGGCAUCCUAAAGCCAACAAGUUUCACGAAGACGAGGUCUGGUGGUGGGCUGCCGACUGCGAUGACAUUCAUGACGCUUUGCUGAAGCUCAAUAUCCCUCAUCAUCUCUCGCAAGAGGACGUGGAUCGCACGGUCAUCGCAUUCAUGGAGCCGUUACGUGCCAACAUACAGCAGAGGAUGCUUAUGUUGCCGACUUACAAGGCGUGGUACGAUGACUGUGCGGCUGCUAGAUCUGCAACCGUAGCAUCGCUUCGCGCUCAACGUCAGGAAGACAUCAUAGCGAGAGUGAUAUCUCUUGGGUUUACUGCUGCUGAUGUCGAGUCCAUCAAUCACCACCCUGAAUUUCAAGCCGAACGUCGUGUCAGUGACCAAGUUUGGAAGCGGCUCGGACCAAUACUCCUCCCUCUUCUCCAGGAAGCCAGAAUUGAUCGACUUGAGGCUGAAGCUACCGCUCGCAUGGAAAAGCGCGGCUCGCUACUCCUCCCUGCAUACCUCGAAUAUGCCAAAUCACUCCCUCAGCGCCACGACACCGUUCCACUCCUGCCCAGUCUUCAUUUGCUUAUUCAACAUCCGCUGAUUCACGCCAUCAUCCUCGAGGACCGACCGAUAUCAGAUGCGCUUGCGCGAGAGCUCGCCGACGUCUUUCCUGAACUUAUCCCUUCUAUUCAGGCGACGGUGGUCCAGACUAAAGAAGAGCUCUUUCACAUCAUGACACGAAGUUGCUAUACGGAGCGCACUCAUGCUGUUUUGGACGACCUACGGCUAGCCACGUCGGCCUUCUCCUUCACGGAGUUUUCUUUCGAUGACGACGAGAACUACAUAUCGAAGGAGGUGAUUCACUGUGGCUGGGAGGCGGUCGGUGCUGCCUGCGCGUCGAGUUCUGCAUCUAUUGCCUUUUCGGAUGUUGGAUCUGGAGUUGUCGAAAAGCUACUCUACCAGUUCUUUGGAUCGAAUGGACCAUCCGUUGUGACCGCGAAGGAUCUGGACGCGCAAGAUCUCCUUUUUCUCUGCAGUUCUUGUACUGUCUCUACAGAUGAUCCCAAUGAUCUUCCUGGCCAUUGGACCUAUACCUGGCGCGCACUGGUUCAACAUUGCGUCAACGAUCACUGUUUCACUCGCUACAGCACCCUGCCGACUGUCCAACUCCUGACCGAUGAAUUGAGCCAACAAUUUCACUCAAGCGAUGGCGCAGACCAUGAAGAUCCUGCGUGGGGGUGCAUUCACUGCCCAUGGCAUCUUGAGAAAGCUCGGUCAUUGGAGACCGGAUGGCCUACAUGGAGUGAGAUCUGCGAGCACCUCUCCACUGCGCACGGUAUCACCAGUCCCAGGACGCACACCGACACUUUCUAUAAUUCCCGCUAUCCCCGUCGGAACUUCCCCGAUUGCAUCGUCACCAUCCCAGAGCAAACGCCCGCCUAA
Peniophora sp. CBMAI 1063 is the source of this 1797-nucleotide messenger RNA. NCBI's taxonomy places the organism in Eukaryota, Fungi, Basidiomycota, Agaricomycetes, Russulales, Peniophoraceae. The record is from the annotation of a GenBank genome assembly.